CGUAACGCCCCCCCUCCCUCCUAAUCUUUGAUUACUUACUUUUUUUUGAGUUUUUCCCUCCUAAUUGCUUCCUCGCCUAUUCUAUUUAAUUCCUUCUUCUUUCUCUCAUCUCAUCUCAUCUCAUCUCCUCACCCAAACUCCACCUUUAUUCUCUCUCCCUUCACUCUCCCCACACUAUUCUACACACCCACACGCCGUCGUUUUUCUUCACUGUUAUAAUCAAUUCCCAAUUCUAUUCUAUCAGCCACUAUGGUCCUGGUCAUGGUCGUGGAGGAGGAACAACGGGAAUACGCCGCCGGCGACGUCACUUCUUCUCGGAAGCGGCCCCGCCGAGUCGUCGACGAGCCAUCUGCCGAUGAAGCCAGUUGCUUCCCCGCCAAGCUCGCUCGUCAAUCCGACUCCGAUUCCUCCAGAGGGUCGGGGGAGGCGAAGCGUAUCGAGGAGGAUUUGCUGAAUAUCCUCGACGACGCGGAUGAAUUACCUGCGAUUCAGGGUUUGGACUCUGUUAUCAGAAGCUUCGAGGAAGAGAUCCUUCUCCCGACUUCUUUGCCGCCGCCGGCGAUCCGCGAUGAAGUAGUGACGGUAUCCGAGCACGGUGAUUCCAGCCCGGUGCUAGGUCGUCUCCUGGAGGCGUCGGACGACGAGCUCGGCCUGCCUCCGAUGCUCGCCGCCGGGAAGGGAGGUGAAAUAAUUGGUUCCGCCGAUUCUCCGGCGGUGGACGGUCGUGAUCGUUGUGAAGAAGGGAUCCCGUUCGAAUCGGACGGUAAUGAUCGUUGUGACGAUUUCGAGGCGUUGGCGGAGCUAUUUGAUGAAUCAAACGAAACUAAUGGUGAUCCUGACCCGGCAGAGAUAUCCGAAUUACAAUGGCGGCCAGAGUCGCUGUCUGCUUCCUGAUAAAUUUCAAGGGAAAGAAAAUUUUGAGAGUUAAAAACUUCAAAAUUGGAUGGAAGGUAAGAAUCAAUAAAGCAGGAUGAAAUUAGGAAACCAGCAAGAGAAAACGUUUCGGCCGAUUUUGUCGAUUUUCGUGGAAGUUGCAAAUACGUCCGCUUCUGUUUUUUUUUUUUUUUUUGACAAACUCAGUUUCAUUAAACUGAAAAACAGUUACAAAGUUUAGGUACAAGCCCAUGGAGAGACAAUCAUAAUAAAUAAAGAAAAGGACCGGCUCAUUCCUGUAAGCCCACCACAUCAACAAAAUAACAAACUCAAAGCCCAAACAUGGAGGCCCACAACGAAAUACCCACUCCUAAACCCUAUCUAGAAUGAACCACCACAAAGAGAUCGCUGCCGCCGCUCAACAAUCCAAUCUGCCAAGAACCCAGAAGCUGCCGACCAGACAAGGAGGAACAUGAUGCCACAGAGGACCUUCGACCCAUGGAUGAAGGAGAAGACGCACCCAAAAGGCAGAGACGACCACCAAGAGCAAGGCAGAGACCAGAGGAAAAGCAUGCAACGAUCUCUGAGUGAGGCAUCCCCAUCUUCAAAACCAUAAACCGCAUCCGAGCCGAAACACGAAGAAAGGCCACAACAUCUCCGGAUCAUCGCGAUCUGUUGGAUGAAACAAGGAGGUAGAUGAAAGAUUCAAGGAAAGAAGAUGAGUUGAAGAAGAAAUCGACAACCCCCUUUGCAACUGGACAAAAGAGCUCCAAGAACCCUAGAUCUGAAGAUCAGACCAGAACUGGAGAAGGAACAGAACCAUCUCAUAAAGAGAGAUUCAACAACAGACCCACAAAGGGGGACAGAAAACCAGAUAGAGAACUGAAAAAGAAAUAAAGCAAGUAAAGGAAGAAGAUUAAAAAAAAAACUAGGGAGGGCCGCCACCGGUAGCCGGCAGCAGCCCUCGAAGGAAGAGGCGAAAGAGGAGUUCUAGAGAGAAGUGAGAGCUUUUAAAAUGAGAGAGAGAGAGGCGGCGUCCGCUUCUGUUUGAUGAUAUAAUAGGAUGUAAAUUUCUUAGCCCUUCAAUCGAUGUCAAGGAAAAGUAGAUUUCACCUUUUAUUUUCUUGCAAUAAAAUAUCCAAAAAUUG
This is a messenger RNA of Linum trigynum, 2021 nucleotides long. NCBI's taxonomy places the organism in Eukaryota, Viridiplantae, Streptophyta, Magnoliopsida, Malpighiales, Linaceae. The record is from the annotation of a GenBank genome assembly.